UUUGCAUAUUUGUCCUCGCCUUAUCCAAGAUGGCGACUAUACUGAAUCCAGACGGACAGCAUGUUUUGAUGACUUGUUCUUGCCAUGCUCUUUCGCCGCUAACACGAUUGUAUUUUUGUCGGCAUUGUAUCAAACUGCGAUGUCAGCUCUGUGUGUCUCACGAGGUCGAUUCAUACUACUGUCCGAACUGUCUAGAAAAUAUGCCAUCUGCUGAAGCAAAAUUGAAAAGAAACAGAUGUGCCAAUUGCUUUGACUGCCCAAGCUGUGGUAACACCUUGUCAACACGUGCAACCGCUGUUGCUGUCCAGUCUGAUGACGCCAAGACAACCCAGGCCAAAAAGGUGUAUUACUUGGCAUGUGCAUUCUGUAGAUGGUCUUCAAGAGAUGUGGGAAUUCCAGACAGAAGUGUUGCUAGUGGAGGGUGGCAGGAACAGGACAAUCCCGUCACAAAGCGCAUUGGCACUCUAGUUGACUAUUACAGGCAACUGGCACACAAUGAGAAAAUAGAGCAGGAGAGAAAGAAGUUAUCCAAGCGACGAUCGUACAUGCAUUUUGCUUUUGCACCUAAGAAAAAGGACCGAAUUGGCCUUUCUACACUAACAAGGAGAAAAAGCAGCUUGUCGUACUUGACCACAGGGCUGUCUGCAAAAGGUCAAGAGAUGACGGAGGAGGAGGCUGAGCUCAAGGAGCCGAGUGUAGCGACAGAAGACGUAGACACUUUACCAGAAGAGUACUACACAAAACCCCUUGUGCUCGAGAGAGUCCCUCGCAUUUCCCAACGGCUUGCAAACCCCGAGUUCCAGCCAGGAGACAUCAGCUCUCUGUAUCCUAGACACAAGCAUUUGUUGGCCAAGAGAUCUCAGAGAUGUAGGGAAUGUGAACAUAAUUUAAGCAAACCAGAAUUUAAUCCCUCAUCAAUCAAAUUCAAGAUCCAACUGGGAGCCCUGCAUUACGUUCCAAGACUACGUAUUGCUGGCGUGGGUAGCUUGGAAUGUGAUAAGGAAGGCCAGGUGACCCUAACUCUAACCAACCCUGUGGAAAAUAUUGUCAAGGUUUCACUUCUGCCAUACAUUGAGAACACCGCCGAAAAACAGAGCAAAGACAGCUCCGAAGAGGAUUCCGCCAAAGACAAAAAUGAUAGUGUAACAAAUGGGGAUGUCAACAAAGAAGAUGAUAAAGACAAAGAGAACCAAGAUGUCUCUAAGGAAAACGUAAAUGAUAAAGCAGAUGAUGGAAAGGAAGAUGGUAUGGGUACGAUAGCAGAGUUAGACAAGAAAGGGGAGAAAGAAGAUGGCAUGAAGAUGCAAGAGAACAAGCUGAGGUUGUUUAAGAAGGCAGAGAGACAAGUGGAUAAUCGGUGUGACAGCAAGGCAUUCUGCCCCACAGCAGAGGUGGUGUUGCCUACCUUCCCUUUAGCCCUUGCGGCACGGGAUGAAGCGGCUGAAUAUGAUGAAGCUGAUGUGAACGCCGAGAUGUUUAGUGAUGACCCCAGGGUGGUUGCUGAUAGACAGUCCAAUAAGCUGUGGUUCUAUGUCAAGUUGACACCUAAACAACCAACAGGGGAUGUAAAGUUUUCAAUGGUUAUGCAGUAUGACUACAAGCACACGCUGACUGCCCUAGUGAAAGGUGGCCAGGAGCCAGAAGAGCGAAUUGACACCUUGCGUCACAUUAUCCAUAUUAAUCUUGGGCCCAUAGAGGGGGCAACAGCCGUCUGACUCCGGUCACAGGGGUCCCAUAAAUCUGGAAUCGAUACAUAUCAUCCAUGCCACAGGAAUCCUACAAAUCUGGGAAAGGUUUUUGGCA
This is a messenger RNA of Nematostella vectensis (starlet sea anemone), 1803 nucleotides long. RefSeq names its product dynactin subunit 4. Gene Ontology annotation, molecular function: zinc ion binding. Gene Ontology annotation, cellular component: dynactin complex. The record is from RefSeq and is a predicted model, not a curated record. The coding region runs from base 30 to 1715 and encodes 561 amino acids. Lineage: Eukaryota; Metazoa; Cnidaria; Anthozoa; Actiniaria; Edwardsiidae. The transcript has 15 exons.